AUGGCGCACCAAGAAGACACGCCCAUGCCCAACGCGCCCCUCACCCCGGACGCUGACAACGACGCCGAAGGCUCCCCCGAAUCGCCUCACGCCGAGCCCACCUCCCCCGUCAUCGACUACUCCCCUGCGUCAAUCGCCUACUCGGAAGCUUUCGAAAAUGCCCUCAUGUCCGCCGUCCUGGAAAAUGAACCGGCCGCCCCGCGAACACCUCUGCCCUCCAUCCCGGUCAUAAAUCCCACAACGCUCCCUGUCCCCCUCGACAGUGCGCUACGAACAUACACCUCGCCUAUCCCAGGCGUCCUCCUCACCCACGCGAAUGGCUAUCAUACCGGCGGGCCCGGACCCAGUCCAACGAGCAUAGACGAGUUUGCGCGCAAGUUCAUUGCGGAAGAGGGAAUCGUAGAUCGGAAAGGGUUGGAGAGUGCGGUGCGGAGGGCGAUUGAGGUCAGGAUGGGUGUUGUGCGGGAGAGGAUGGAGAAGAGAGAGGAGGCUGUGAGGAGGAAUAGGGGGGUAGAGAGGGAGUUGGAGGAUCUGAGGGUGCAGAGGGCGGCGGAGGUCAGUGUGCAGGAGAAGUUGAAGUUGAAGAGAUGA
Paraphaeosphaeria sporulosa is the source of this 591-nucleotide messenger RNA. RefSeq lists its product as uncharacterized. Lineage: Eukaryota; Fungi; Ascomycota; Dothideomycetes; Pleosporales; Didymosphaeriaceae. The record is from RefSeq and is a predicted model, not a curated record. The transcript has a single exon. Bases 1 to 591 code for a protein of 196 amino acids.